AUGGGGAUCAUGAAACGACUCACAAAGGGAGUCCCUAAUAUACUCUCUUCCUCGCCGUUGGAAGAUAAUCUCGUCAGUGAAAAGGGGACGAUAAUAUCGAGGUUCGCUUUUUUUAAACGGCGCAUACGACUACGGAGGAACUCUUCCAUUUCGAUCCCCCUGGGCCUUGUUUUACUAUUUCCAUGCAUUGUAAUAAUCCUUAUUGUCCUCCUCUUCGUUACUCACCCUUCUUCGCCUGGUGGGAUGCUGAUGCCCACUGGCACUCCUCCUUCUAUAAGAAAAAUCAGCGAGAAAUAUGAUAAAGUGUUUGAAGUAGGCUGUAGAGAAAUCGACACCAGCCAGCCAAGAGCGAACGCCGCCUUCGUCGUCCUAGCCAGGAAUAAAGAGCUUGAGGGUGUGAUCCAGUCCAUGAAGUCGAUCGAGCGCCACUUCAAUCGGUACUACAACUAUCCUUAUGUCUUCCUCAAUGAUGGAGACUUUGACGAGAACUUCAGACAAACAAUCACCAACUACACCAAGUCCAGCGUGGAGUUUGGCAAAAUCGAUUCCUCGAUGUGGGGAUACCCUGACUGGACCGAUGCUGAGGUAGCCAAGGAAGGUAUUCGUAAACAGGGAGAUGCAGCUAUCAUGUACGGAGGGAUGGAGAGCUAUCACCACAUGUGUCGAUUCUACUCUGGCUUCUUCUACAAACACGAACUGUUACAAAAAUACGAGUGGUAUUGGCGUUUGGAACCAGAGAUCAAAUAUUUCUGCGACAUUACCUACGACCCAUUCCUGGAAAUGGCAAAGAACAACAAGACAUACGGCUUCACAAUCGCUGUCAAAGAACUUAAAGAAACUGUCCCGAACAUAUUCCGCUACGCGUCUGCCUACAAACGAACAAACAAUAUCACCUCACAGGGCUUAUGGGAAAUGUUCCUUGAAGACCCCGUGGAGGAAGAAAAGCCAGCAGAAGAUGCCAACGUCCUCCCAGACGAGAUUCUUCAAACUCAGCCUGGUGCCGCAGGCCUCAAAGAUGUAGACCCAGAGGCUAUGGAAGGCGAGACGUACAAUAUGUGUCAUUUCUGGAGUAAUUUCGAAAUCGCACGCUUGGAUUUCUUCCGUAGCAAGGCGUAUGAAGACUUCUUCCAAAUGAUGGAUAGGAGUGGCGGGUUUUGGAAUGAAAGAUGGGGAGACGCACCUAUUCACUCUCUCGCUGCUGGCGCACUUUUGUCUCCAGCAGAUAUCCAUUACUUCAGAGACUUUGGAUACCGCCACACUACCAUCCAGCAUUGCCCCGCCAAUGCUCCCGCCAGGCAGCGCGUACGAGAUCCAUACCUGGAACAAACCACACUAGAUCCUAAGCUCCGUCAAGAAGAAGACGAAUACUGGGAUUCCCCUGACCCACCCAAGGAGAAUGGUGUCGGCUGUAGAUGCCGCUGUGAUACUGAUAUUGUGGAUGUGGAAGGCAAACAUGGUAGCUGUCUCGCAGAUUGGGUAAAGGUUGCAGGAGGAUGGGCGUCGCCGUAA
Messenger RNA from Microsporum canis CBS 113480, 1509 nucleotides. Its product is annotated as glycolipid 2-alpha-mannosyltransferase. Gene Ontology annotation, biological process: protein N-linked glycosylation; cell wall mannoprotein biosynthetic process. NCBI's taxonomy places the organism in Eukaryota, Fungi, Ascomycota, Eurotiomycetes, Onygenales, Arthrodermataceae. The record is from RefSeq and is a predicted model, not a curated record. Gene Ontology annotation, cellular component: Golgi apparatus; membrane. Gene Ontology annotation, molecular function: alpha-1,2-mannosyltransferase activity. The coding region runs from base 1 to 1509 and encodes 502 amino acids. The transcript is spliced from 5 exons.